GAUCGUGGCCUUCGCGGAGCCGCCCGUUUUCCUGCCGUGGGUCUUGAGUCCGGUCUGCGAGGUUCCCGUGGGCCCGGAGGCCGCUGAAAGGUUGGGGUCGUGGACCCGCCGCCAGGUCUCAGCAUCACGGAGGUGCAGGGCUUCAGCGCGGGGCCGGGCGCCCCGGCCCCGGGAGCGGCCCUGGCUGCAGCCCCCGUCGCGGGCGCGGCCCCGCAGGUCACCCUGCUGGUGAUGCGCCCCUGCAGCGCGCAGGACGACGGCGCGGCCGAGGGCGUCCUGGGGCCGGCGCCAGGCGCGGGGGGCGCCGCCGUGGCGGGCGGGCCCAUCGGGUACCUGUGCGACACGGCGGGGGACGCGGAGGACGAGGCGGGGGAGGACGAGGCCGACCUGCUGGACACCUCGGACCCGCCGGGGGGCGGCGAGAGCACGGCUAGUCUGGAGGACCUGGAGGACGAGGAGGCACACUCCGGGGGCGAGGGCGGAGGCAGGGCCUCGCGCCGGCGAGGUGGAGGCGGGGCCGGCGUGAGCAAGACCUGCACCUACGAGGGCUGCAGCGAGACCACGAGCCAGGUGGCCAAGCAGCGCAAGCCGUGGAUGUGCAAGAAGCACCGCAACAAGAUGUACAAAGACAAGUACAAGAAGAAGAAAAGCGACCAGGCCCUCCACUGCGCGGGCGCCGCCCCAGCCGGCAGCGCGGGCGCCGCCAAACUGGAGGAGAGUGCGGACAACAUACUGUCCAUCGUCAAGCGGACGGGGGCCUUCGGGGACCGGCCGGCGAGACCGACACUCCUGGAGCAGGUGUUAAACCAGAAGAGACUGUCCCUGCUGAGGAGCCCGGAGGUGGUGCAGUUCCUGCAGAGGCAGCAGCAGCUGCUGAACCAGCAGGUCCUGGAGCAGAGGCAGCAGCAGUGCCCGAGCGCGUCGGUGUGAGGGGCAUUUGCAGGGGCGCCCCGCGCCCUCUCGCUGCAGGAGGAGCGGUGUUUUGUGCCGGGGUCGGCGCGGAGCUCUGCCGGUGGUACACGGACCGCUGCUCUCCGUACACGCGUGUUUGGGAGUCAGUACACGCUGCUCUCCGUGCCUCUCGUCCUGCCAGCAGUUGGACGUAACGUGUCAUGGCAGCGUAUUUUAAACCGAACGCAUUUCUUCGGUCGUCGUUGCCGGAGAUGAUUAGGAAGCCGCUACUUUCGGUGGAGGCCGCGGCGCCCGCUGACACUGACCUUGAACCAUGGAGCUCACUGGCGGUCACUCACCGCAGGGUAGUGGGACGUGGGCGGGCGUGCUGUCUGGCUGUCACAGCGACCACGGAGACUGCCGGUUCUCAGCGGGUGGGCCAGCUGUGCCCCACGUGCGCGGCCUCGGGAGCGGAACGGCCUCCUUCCCGGUGCCCGUGGCGGGCCUCUCCGGGGCGCUGAGAGCCACUCGUGAUGGCAAAACGUAUCUGGGGCCUCCGGACUGGUCCCCCUGGGAGCCUUCCCUUUGCAGGGGUGGCCGGGGCUGCCAGAGGUGGGCUCCGCGUCCACAGGGAAGGUUGAAUGGGCAGGUGUCCGGGAGCAGGGCUGCCCCUGUGUUCGGGGUGUGCCAGGCAGCCCGAGCGGGGUCCGCUGGGCGUGCCGGGACCAGCGUCCGCCCCUGGCCCCCCCUGCGGGUCCCUCCUGAAGCGGGCCUGCCGUGUGUGGGGUCUGGGACGGGGCAGGUGGGCCUCGGCCCCUGCACCGGGAGGGGCUGUUCGUGCGAUGCUCAGGCUUUUUCAGACAGACAUCCUGGGAGUACGAGUGGCUCUCCUGCAUGUUGUCAGUGGCGGGCAGUUGGAAGACCGCGGCUGCUCAGUGAUGUCCGGAGACUGCUGGGCGAUCCAGAUGGAUACUUUCUUCUUGUGUUUCCUCCUGGGAAAACUUCUAAAAGGCAAACCUUCGGUAAGAGCAGCACAUCCAAGUAGUUCCCGUGUUGGGACAAUGAAUGUGUGUGCCUCAAGUUUAACUGCAGAAAUGUCUUAGUUCCUGGGUUUUCCAACUUUGAAAUGUAUAUCAAGUUAAACUAUAGUUGUACUUAAGGCGAGGAAAGAUCUUUUUGUUAUUUUUUAUCUGCUUUGUACCUGCACAUCUGUACAAAAACGCUUUCACCACAAUUACUCACUAAAGUCCGGCUGUCGACCUCUG
This is a messenger RNA of Phyllostomus hastatus (greater spear-nosed bat), 2156 nucleotides long. RefSeq names its product regulatory factor X associated protein (gene RFXAP). Gene Ontology annotation, cellular component: nucleus. NCBI's taxonomy places the organism in Eukaryota, Metazoa, Chordata, Mammalia, Chiroptera, Phyllostomidae. The record is from RefSeq and is a predicted model, not a curated record. The transcript is spliced from 3 exons. Gene Ontology annotation, biological process: regulation of transcription by RNA polymerase II. The coding region runs from base 232 to 930 and encodes 232 amino acids.